Messenger RNA from Poecilia latipinna (sailfin molly), 5029 nucleotides. It is a transcript of the gene prmt2, whose product is annotated as protein arginine methyltransferase 2. NCBI's taxonomy places the organism in Eukaryota, Metazoa, Chordata, Actinopteri, Cyprinodontiformes, Poeciliidae. Gene Ontology annotation, biological process: chromatin remodeling; peptidyl-arginine methylation, to asymmetrical-dimethyl arginine. The record is from RefSeq and is a predicted model, not a curated record. Gene Ontology annotation, cellular component: nucleus. Bases 1024 to 2424 code for a protein of 466 amino acids. Gene Ontology annotation, molecular function: histone methyltransferase activity; protein binding; protein-arginine N-methyltransferase activity. The transcript is spliced from 9 exons.
AUUGUUUGACGUUUUACGCUAGAUAGUGUGAUGCACCUUUUCAGAAAGUUCCACUUUUGUUGCUUGCUACUCUUGUUGCUUCCAUCGGUGUCAUUUUAGCCCAGUUUUUUUUAAUUGCUGAAACAUGACCACUGACCUUAAUUGAGCCAAGAGAAGUCUGUAGUGCUUUAGAUGUAGUUACUGUUUAGUAAUUUUGGUUGGCUAGUCACUCCAAAGAAAAUCCAUUACUGUUCCAUGCAGUCUCAAUUUGUAGAUAAUGGCUCCCAUCAUGGGUUAUUGGAUUCCUAAGGAAUUAUAAAGCUUUGUAAGCAUUUAUCUAGGCUGAUAAAUGUUAGUGAUUAUAUAGUAAUUAUAUAGUUAGUGAUCUAGCAGUAAUCAAGUCUGGGUGUGGUGAGUACAAUUAGCCAAAAAAUUUUUAAUCACCUUUAAAUCACGAUUUAACAAGAUGACAAUUACUUUCUCCACAUUAGACAGCUUUUGUUUAGAUAGCUUUUUUCCUUUAUAAAAAAAAAGAAGCAUUACAGAAUAAAAAUAUGAGUUGCAAAAGUUAAAUAUCCUUUUUAUGUAAUCAGAUAAUUAAUUUUGUGGGAGCUGAAAGUGCUUUUUAUGUAAAUGUGUCUUAGUUUACCUUGUAUGUUACAAAACGGCAAGAUCCAAAAUCCUGGAAAAAGCGACUGAUCAUGAUGUCAAAUCGUUUAAUUUUAAACGAACACCACUAUUGUCACGAAUUAAAAUUUAUUGUAUGCGGUACAAUAAAUGUGGGUGAUCUGGAUUAUUUUCAGUAAUUCGACAUGAUGAAUAAAAGAGUUUCGAAAUUUCCGACAGCCGUGAAGGCUCCCAAGUCAACGUCAAAAACAGGAAGUGGUUUCCGCACAUACUUCUGUUAAAGUGAGUGAGUUUUGCCGCUUGUUUCGCUGUAGUAACAUAUGACUGUUUUGACUGUUAUAAAAGGUGGUUCAGAUGUUGAAAUAGAUUGCAUUAAAAGGCUAAAUCAAUUCUUCGUCCAAGCCUCCUGUUUAAAACAUGCAGACGGAGAAAGUAGAAGAGGAGGAUGCUCCUGAAGAGUAUGUUGCCCUGUGUGAUUUCACUGCAAGCGGCUCUGAGCAGUUGAGUUUCAUCACAGGAGACAAGCUGCUUGUGCACAACAAGUCUUCAGCAGAUUGGUGGUGGGCAGAACUGCAGGGGGUGAUCGGUUAUGUUCCUGCCAGCUAUCUGCGCCUGGAUGGUGCUGAGGAGGGGGACGACGCAUCCUUAGAGGACCCCUGGCAGGAUGACGAAUACUUCGGCAGCUACGGGACACUGAGGCUUCACCUGGAGAUGCUGUCGGACCGGAGCCGCACCGAGACGUACCGACAGGUUAUUGUCAGCAACAGCGCUUCACUUAGGGAUAAGGUGGUGAUGGACCUCGGCUGUGGGACCGGCAUUAUCAGCAUGUUCUGUGCUCAGCUGGCAAAACCUUCUAUGGUGUAUGCUGUAGAGGCGAGCUCUAUGGCGGAGCACACCAGACAGCUGGUGAAGCAGAACGGCUGUGAGGAGGUGGUCACUGUGCUGCAGGGGCGAGCAGAGGAGCUUGAGCUGCCAGAGCAGGUGGACAUCCUGGUGUCUGAGUGGAUGGGAAACUGUCUGCUGUUUGAGUUCAUGGUGGAGUCGGUCCUCUUGGCCAGGGAUCGCUGGCUCCGGGACGGCGGUGUGAUGUGGCCCUCCUCAGCAGCUUUAGCUCUGGUUCCAUGUCAGGCCGACAGCUACUACACAGAGACAAUGGCCUUCUGGGAGCGACCUUAUGGCCUGGACUUCACACCACUACAGCCUUUGGCACAGCAGGAGUUCUUCACCAAGCCAAAGUUCAGCCAUCUUAUUGACCCUGAGGACUGUCUCUCUGCUCCCUGUGAUGUCAUCUGCCUUAACAUGUACACUGUUCAAGUGAGAGACCUUGAGGUAUCAAAUGGACUUCUCUAUUACAAGAGACCACAGUUCUUAUCUGUUUAUCUUUUGAUACUAAUGGAGCACAGUUUCAUUUCUCAGGAAAUGAAGGGCGAGUUUCAGUUUUGUGUGGAGAAGCCUGGAAUUUUCCACGGAUUCACGGCCUGGUUCACUGUUCUGUUUGAAAGCCUGGAGAUGGGAGGAGCAACAGUGGAGCUCAACACCGGACCAAACUCAGACCUCCAUGUGGGUUUAAUAAGUUUCUGCUGGACAACUGUCAAGUCAACAAUCGUCUCCACGAUUAUUCCAACCCAUUGGAAGCAGACUUUGUUCAUGCUGGACAGGCCGAUCCAGGUGUACGCCGGAGACUCCAUCCAUGGAAACAUUGUCCUGCGCAGAAACCCAGUGUGGAGACGCCACAUGACCGUUACGCUGCACUGGAACAUCAACAGCAACACGGACGACUCCCAGGCUGGGACAAAAAGUUUCCCCAUGUGGAGGUGACUGGUUUGUGGCGAAUCAACAGUAAACCAGUCAAAUAUGUCCACUUUUUGCCCAUGAGCUGCUGCUGACCAGUGAUCAGAAGCGGUUACUGAAAACGUGACACCCAGAGAGCUACCUGGCAGGACAUUUGAGUCUUUAGUGAUGCAUCUGAUCGCUACAGGAACAGGUGAUCACACAACAGGUCAUUCUUUAAGAGCAGCAUGUGGCUGAAAAGAAGAAGCCGAGGAGUCACUGAUUGGGGAAAAUAGGGGUCAUUGAAGGAGUAGCAAGAUACUCUUUCAGGUACAACAGAAAAAGAAUGUUUUAAUCUUUAUUACACUCAAAUCUUUACAAUGGCUUUUUAUAAAAAGAGCUUAAUUUACAUUUUCACUUAUUUAACUGAUAUUCAAUUAUUUAAACACCUAAAGAUAAGAGGAUUUUUUGUUAAUUAGUUUUUCAUGUUAAAGUAAGCAAUACAUUAAGAAUUGGUGGAUUACCAGUAACAAGCUAACGUAAUCAUUUAAAAAGUCAAAACUGCUAAAACACUCCUGUUGAGGUGCACUACUAAACUGCUGGGUAAAACUUGUCUUCUAAACUUAGACAAUAUUUGCAUAAAACACAAGUCAGGGUCUGGUAGCUAAACCCAGCAACCUUAUAAAGGCAAAACUGUUAUAAAAAUACAGUUUGUAAACUAUGACAGAGAGAAAGUCCAUUUAACCAUUAUAUAUUACUUUUUUUACUCCACAAAGAAUGUCAAAAAAGUCCAAUGACCCGCCAUUACAUUUAGUUGGUGAGAAUUAUAAAGAUUGUGCAUUUCCACUGUAGGAACCUUUUUACAGGAACUAGAGUAGUAUUCAGAUUUGUCACUGCAGUUAGUGCAUUGUUUAUACCUUCUGGUAAUUUUAAAACAUAAAAAACAGUAAUUGGCAUUUUUGUUUGUCAACACAUUUGAAUCCAGCCACACAUGUUGAAUAUCAGUGUUUUACACUGUAGCUGAUUUUAAUUAAUACAUUAAAUCUCAUAACCUUACUGAAACUCAACGAACAAUAAGGAGGUAAUGCUCUCAAGGCUUUUUUGUUAUGAGUUUAAUCCAUUUUAUGUGUUUAAGUUUCAGGAUUCAAACCGAAAAUAUCGCCACCUCAAAAGUCUAUCAUUAAAUUUAAGCCUUAAUGAAACAGAUGCAGGUCGUUUGAGUCUCAUAGUGCUACUUUGUUAUAAAUCUAACCCAUUGCAGAUGGGUUAGAUUUAAUCUGAGUUUUAUUUUAUUUCAUCUGCUGUGUCAUAUCUACUGAGUAAAAACCGCACAAUGAGUUUGGCUCUAGAUCAUAAGGUUGUAAUCUUGAGCUUUUCCCACCUUUCCUGUUGCUCUAAAAAAGUUUGUAUAUAGAAAAAUCUGAUAGAGAAAUUCAAUUAAGCUUGUCACAAUUAUUUCUUUUUUUUUUUAUUCUAGAAGUCCAUAUAGUGAAGAUGAGCACCAAUGGUUCAGCUGUAGACUGAAAGUAAACUUUUGGACCUCACAGUGGAAAUGCACAAAUCUGACAUAUAAAGAACAAAGAAAUACUCCAAUAAAUAAUGUUCCACAUGGUCAAAAUAAAACAUAUUAAAAAUUAAAAUAAUAAAUAUGUGGUAUAGAUAACAUACUUGUAAGUCUAUUUUUUUUCUGUAGCAAAAGACAUGAUUGUUCCUUUGCUAUUUUUAAAUAAAACAAUUAUGUUUUAUAUUUCCAAUUAUUCUUAUCCUUUGUUCUCUUACCAUGAUAUCUUACAUUGGGCCGUACCUUUUACAAAAAUGUUGUAUAGCUUUGCACACAUGGGGUUGCAGAUAAUAAAACUAGAUUACGAAAUGAGAUGAAAGUAGGACAGAUAUAUUCUGUGUGCACAAUGAUAAAUCAAGUAAUAUGGGGGGGAUGCAAACUGCAGAGGACUUGAGAAGAAUCAAGAGAAGCUACCAAGAACUACAUUUAUCUUGUAUUUGUAUUAUAUUCCAUAACCGCAUCCUACAUGGAGGAUGUAGGAAGAAAAAUGUACAGUGAAGAAAAACAGUCCGCCAUGUUGGAUUAACCCAGAUUAACUGAGGUAUAAGAUGCUCGGAGACAUGACCGAGGUAAGGAAGGCUAAAACCUGAACAUCACAGAACAAGAAAAAUAAUCUGAAGCGUAUGGACUGUGCCAAGUAAUAUCUGAAGACAGAUUUUUCAGAGGUUUUAUGGCUUGAUGAAAUGAGAGUGGCCUGAUGGGCCUGGUGGAUGGACAUGUGGAUCAGUAAUGGGCACAGAGCUCCAAGACAGAUGUCAAGGUGGAGCUCAUUAUUAAGGAUGAGCUAACUGGAUCUUUUCGGGUUGAAGAUGGGCUCAAAAUCGACUCCCAAAGAUACGCCAGUUUCUUCAGGUAGCACUACAGGAAGAAGUGUACAUCUUUCAAAAAGACAAUGAUUUUUAUGCAGGAUAAAGGCUCACCAGAAAAGGUGUUAAAGGUGGAAAAAACUGCUGACAUAUGUUCCUCACCUGACCUGUGGGCAGUUAAACAGGAAAUGUACAGUGAAGAAAAACAGUCCGCCAUGUUGGAUUAACCGAGAACACUGUAUGAAUGAAUACUGUAUGCUUAUUAAUAAAAACAAGGUUUGCCUGA